AUGGCAAAUUCAAGUAUUCAAAACAAUAAUUUGGAAGUUCUACUGAAUCAAAAUCAAGAAAAAAUAAUUCCUGCCAUUUUGGCAAUAGCAACCGCUCGACCAGAACCACCUUCAGGCUACAACUACCCGGCACCCUCUGGUCCACUUUUAACUCUACCAAGCCCAGGUCCGAGUAUCGGAGGCUCCCAUGGAAUAUCCGACAUCAACCAAAUCAGCCUAACAACCUCAGGUGGUGGCAGUAGUUGUAAUCAUUGCUCCGGAGGCAGUUACGGCGGCUCGGGCGGUUUCACUGCUAGCACCUCAUUCGGUUCCGGAGGAUUGACCUCUGGAGGAAGCAGUCUUGGUUCGUUUGGAUCGGGAUUAGGCAGCAGUCAUAGUUCAUUUGGUUCAGGAUUAGUAUCCGGAGGCAGCAGUCAUAGCUCCUUUGGUUCUGGAUUAGUAUCCGGAGGCAGCAGUCAUAGCUCCUUCGGUUCUGGAUUAGUAUCCGGAGGCAGCAGUCAUGGUUCAUUCGGAUCGGGAUUAGGAAGUAGUCAUGGUUCAUUUGGAUCAGGAUUAGGAAGCAGUCACGGACUAAUUUCUGGUGGAUCCAGCUUCAGUUCAUUCUCUGGCGGCUCUGCGUCCUUAGGAGGUGGUCCUCUAGUGCAAAAGCACAUUUACGUUCACGUACCACCGCCAGAACCUGAAGAUUUGAGACCGCAACGCAUCGUUCCAGUGGCUCCCGCUCAAAAACACUAUAAAAUUAUCUUUAUCAAGGCGCCAUCUGCUCCUGCGCCUUCUCUCCCAGCUAUUCCGCUACAGCCUCAGCACGAAGAAAAGACUUUGGUUUAUGUUUUAGUGAAGAAACCUGAAGAAGCUGCAGAGCUUAACAUUCCAGCUCCAAUUCCUACACAACCAAGCAAACCAGAAGUUUACUUUAUCCGUUACAAGACCCAAAAAGAACACGGUGGUGCCUCAUUAUCUGGAGGUUCUUCCAGUUUCUCAAGCAGUUCAUUGGGAGGCCUUGACGCAUCUCUAGGAGGUGGUUCGUUGUCACUUGGUGGUGGUUCAGGAAGCAUCAGCGGUGGUGGAUUGGGUUCCUUCUCUUCUUCGUCAUCGUCUCAUGGAUCGAGCAGCAGCUCCUUCAUUUCGGGUGGAUCCAGUGGAGGUUUGAGCACCUCUUAUGGACCACCAGGACAUGUUCCCGGGCCCUACUAG
Molecule: messenger RNA, 1194 nt
Organism: Ceutorhynchus assimilis (cabbage seed weevil)
Lineage: Eukaryota; Metazoa; Arthropoda; Insecta; Coleoptera; Curculionidae
Source: the annotation of a GenBank genome assembly